ACCUGACUUUUUUUAUCGGUAGUGGCCGUAACAAAAAGUCAUUUUGGGUCUUUGCCUUUCUGUCUGGCCUUUUUUUGGGGAGUAUUCACAUUCAUUUCAGUUGCUUGAAGAAGGCGAGUAAGUUGUUUUGGUUCAUCUGCCUUGCCGUCGUCGUUUACUGAAUUUUUUAAAUUUCCUCCUUCACGUGGGCUGCUUUUACAAGAGAUAACUACUAACAAAUAGCAGGAAUCCCAUUGCCCAAACGACACGCAGUCGCAGAGGGAGAGAAGGAGUUGAAAUCUAUUUCUCUUCUUUCUCUUUCCCCAUUCCGCUUCUCCAAUCAAACUCAGAUUUCAUUUUUUUUUUUGGUACUAUUUCGUUAGACAAAACCAUGAAUGAAUCGGAGAAUAAUUCCAAGAAAUCGAUCCCGCCGUAUAUGAAAGCAGUAUCGGGAUCUCUAGGUGGGAUAGUGGAGGCGUCUUGUUUGCAGCCGAUUGACGUGAUCAAAACGAGGCUGCAGCUGGACAGGACUGGGAAUUAUAAGGGGAUUGUGCACUGUGGCUCCACGGUGGCGAGAACGGAGGGGGUGAGAGCUCUGUGGAAGGGGCUGACCCCGUUCGCCACCCACCUCACGCUCAAGUAUGCGCUGCGGAUGGGAUCCAAUGCUGUGUUUCAGGCCGCGUUUAAGGACGAAAAUGGGCAGUUGAGCAAUCGCGGGAGGCUCCUGUCGGGUUUCGGUGCUGGGGUUCUUGAGGCUCUAGUAAUUGUCACACCAUUUGAGGUGGUGAAAAUUAGACUGCAGCAGCAGAAAGGAUUGAGUCCAGAUCUUCUGAAGUACAAAGGUCCUAUACAUUGUGCACGUAUGAUCACUCGUGAGGAAGGCCUUCUGGGACUCUGGGCUGGGGCUGCUCCAACUGUUAUGCGUAAUGGGACAAACCAGGCUGCAAUGUUUACUGCUAAGAAUGCUUUUGAUGUGCUCUUGUGGAAGAAACAUGAAGGUGAUGGGAAAGUCCUUCAACCAUGGCAGUCUAUGAUAUCAGGAUUCCUUGCUGGAACAGCAGGUCCAGUGUGUACGGGGCCCUUUGAUGUUGUGAAAACAAGAUUGAUGGCUCAAAGUCGACAUGGAGGUGAACUGAAAUACAAAGGCAUGGUCCAUGCUAUCAGAACAAUAUAUGCCGAAGAAGGGCUUCUUGCCUUGUGGAAAGGACUGUUGCCUCGGCUCAUGAGGAUACCGCCUGGGCAAGCAAUUAUGUGGGCUGUGGCUGACCAAGUGAUUGGUCUUUAUGAGAGAAAAUAUUUUCAUAUCGCACCUUUGUAGGUACCAUUUGCAUUUUUUUUGCUUGUUCUGGUCUUUAGUUCCAUUGCAAGCGUAAAAUCAUUGAUAAUUUCAAUUCUUCUUCCUUUCAUUGUUUUUGAUGUCGAUUACUUUUAAAGAACAUGGGAACAAUUCUUGAGGUAUUUUCUUAGUUUUUUAUUUCUCAAGUUUGCAUGUUGCUGCACCACAUUCUUCAGAAGCAACAAGUAGAAGGGGGUUAUGUUCAGCCGUUGUUGGUUCUUGAAGACUAAAUGUGUUUAGGAUUGUUGAUCCGUAUCCAUAUUUACAUUGUCUUUUAAUCAGGAGAAGUCAAUUUAUUUCCGUUUCUUUUUAUUGGUGGAGUCAAUCUAUUGUGUUGCAUUUUCUGCAAAAGUAAACACCAAGAGAAACAGCAAGUAUUGAAUCCAUCUUGAUCUAUGGCAUUAGCGGCGCUUAUCGCAGCCUGGUUCAGACGACACUGGCACCAGUGAGGCUCUGGU
Molecule: messenger RNA, 1773 nt
Organism: Rubroshorea leprosula
Lineage: Eukaryota; Viridiplantae; Streptophyta; Magnoliopsida; Malvales; Dipterocarpaceae
Source: the annotation of a GenBank genome assembly